AUGCACGAAACAAGAAGACUUUUGGAGGCUGCAGCAGCGCUCUCCCAGCUCCUACGAGCGAGAGGAGUCCCUCACGCAUUCUACGGCAGUGUCAUGACCGCUGUGCUGUCCAACGCCCCUCUUGCUGACGAAAUCUUUUGCAUAGUCGAAGGAGGGUCUACACAUCCAUUUCGUCGCGUACGACAAGCAUGCGCUGGAAGCCCAGACAUAACGACGACGGUAUCCUCAUGGAGCAGUCGACUGCAUGCGACGUACCAUCGGUUAAUCCCCCGAAUUGAUAUUGAAAUUUUACCCGCGGGAGAGGAGGGCCCGCUACACCUAGACUCGACUACCACAGUGACCAUAGCAAGUAUUCCAUUCUUGACGAUCUCCGAAUUCAUCAGAGCAAAACUGAAGGCAUGGACGAUUCGUGCGAUGGAAAAGGACGCACAAGAUAUCGCUUUUGCGAUUUCGCGAUACUGGGACAAAGUGGACAUCAACAGAAUACCGGAGCAAGAAAUGAACACGUUUGUCCGUCAGUAUCAUACGGCUGCACUUGGGUGGGCAGCACUCAAACAAAAAUAUGGCAUUCCAUGA
Molecule: messenger RNA, 576 nt
Organism: Sparassis crispa
Lineage: Eukaryota; Fungi; Basidiomycota; Agaricomycetes; Polyporales; Sparassidaceae
Exons: 6
Coding region: 1-576 (191 amino acids)
Source: RefSeq, a predicted model, not a curated record